UUGUUGAUUUUACUGCACUUGCUCUUUUAAAGGCAAGGUUGUAUCUGGCCGGAAGUGGAGGAGAGGUUCGAAGUAGUAACUUCGAACAAUCGCAUUUACCCACAAAAUCAAUCACCUAUAAAUUACAAUACGCAGUAGGCUAGGAACAAUAUCCAUGCAACAUCCACAUGCAAUAUCCACCAGGACCGCCACACUCCACACAAUAAAGUCGUCUCUCUCUCUCUCUCUCUCUCUCUCUCUCUCUCUCUCAACAUUUGGAAGAAAGAACGGCUACAAUGGCAGGAAACACCACCAACCCGGCCCUGGAACCCGACACGGACAGUCCGAUCGGACCCGGGCUGGAAUUCGCCCAGUUCGGAGCCGGGUGCUUCUGGGGAGUGGAGCUGGCCUUCCAGCGCGUGGAGGGAGUGGUGAAGACGGAGGUCGGAUACUCGCAGGGUCACGUGCCCGACCCGACUUACAAGCUGGUUUGCACCGGAUCCACUAAGCACGCUGAGAUCGUCCGGAUCCAGUUCGACCCGUCUCUCUGUCCUUACGCUAACCUCCUCGCCGUUUUCUGGGACCGGCACGAUCCGACCACUCUCAAUCGCCAGCGCGGUGACGUUGGCACGCAAUACCGUUCAGGGAUAUACUACUACAACCAAGAGCAGGCUCGUUUAGCACAAGAAACAAUGGAAGCAAAGCAGAAGGAGUUGAAGGAUAAGACGAUCGUGACUGAAAUUCUUCCAGCAAAGCGAUUCUAUAGAGCAGAGGAAUACCACCAGCAAUAUUUGGAGAAAGGUGGAGGUCAAGGCUCGAAACAGUCAGCUGCAAAGGGCUGCAAUGACCCAAUUCGCUGCUAUGGUUGACGAAGUAUGUGCUUUGAAAAGUUCCCAACUUGGUUGAUCUACUUAUUGCCGGGCAUUUUGGUAUUUACUGGUUCAUAAACUAUGUUGUGAGAAUAUAACUAUGGGCAUAUUCAUUCAAGUAAAAUAACUAAUUAAGUGCCAUGGUUUAUGCUGUUCUACCGUGGCCAUAUCAGUGUUGGUGUCACUGUUGUUGUGAAUGUUUAAGUGAAAUAAAUGUCAGAUUAUACUGUUUCUUCA
Molecule: messenger RNA, 1085 nt
Organism: Rhododendron vialii
Lineage: Eukaryota; Viridiplantae; Streptophyta; Magnoliopsida; Ericales; Ericaceae
Product: peptide methionine sulfoxide reductase-like
Exons: 2
Coding region: 276-848 (190 amino acids)
Molecular function (GO): peptide-methionine (S)-S-oxide reductase activity
Source: RefSeq, a predicted model, not a curated record